AUGGAUAAAGAGAGCGAGUACGAUAGGAUAACGGACGAGAUGAUAGAGAAAAAGAUCGUUGACAGAAUCGAUAAAUUAAUAGACCGGAAAGUGGCAGAGCUGUUAGCGAUAAAGAGUGAUAAGGAUCAGGAGGAGAUAAGAAGAACGAAGGUUGAAGAAAGAGUCCCUCUGCCGGCACCACCUGCAUGGUGCAAGGCUGGAGCGGGGAGCGAGGUGAAGGGGAACGAAGCGAAGGAGAAACAAGUGCAACCGAGGCGAGAAGAGGAGAAGAGGAAGGAUAACAUGCAAGAGAGAAGACAAGUGGAAAGAAGGAAAGAGGAAAGAAGAGUGAAGAUCCCAAGAAGGGUUAGAGAAGAAAAGACGGUGGCGAUAGCGAUUCAAAUCCCGGUAAGUAUGGAAGGGAUGACGUACGCGGAAGUGCUCAGGAAAGCAAAGGAGGAGAUAAAUAUCGACGAAAUGGGUAUCGACCAAAUUAAAACGAGGACAACGCUCACUGGAGGAAGAGUAAUGGAGAUAGGGGGUGAAAACGCGAAGGAGAUAACCAAGGAGUUAUCCGAGGAAGAGGCAAAACAGGCAGUUGCGGAGAUAGGAGGAUGUGACAAGGAGGAAAUAGUCUGUGGAAGAAUUAGGAAAACGGCGAAUGGACUGGGCACCCUGUGGUUGCGGCUGCCAAUUAGAACAGCGUGGAAUGUUGCGAGGAUGAAACAAGUGAGGAUCGGAUGGACAAUGGCGAAUGUAACGCUAUUAGAAAAAAGGUAG
Messenger RNA from Ooceraea biroi (clonal raider ant), 759 nucleotides. RefSeq lists its product as uncharacterized. Lineage: Eukaryota; Metazoa; Arthropoda; Insecta; Hymenoptera; Formicidae. The record is from RefSeq and is a predicted model, not a curated record.